UAUGGAUGCGAUCAUGGGUAGGGUACCUCUGUAAAUCCUCAGCCCACUUCCUCACGAAUUCAACUUCACUUCUGCACCAGCGAUUAGGCUUUAUAACAACACAAUGGCUGAUGCACCCCCUUCCCUCCCGGGCCCCAUGCCCUCGUCCUUUGACGGCGACCAGGAACUUCAGAAUGAAAGACCAAUGCAAAAGGUCCUCCGCAAGAUCAAGGAGGAGCCAUUGAUCCCCCUCGGAAUGGGCCUGACCACUCUCGCCUUUAUUAAUGCCUACCGAGCUCUCCGCCGUGGCGAUUCAAAACAGGCGAACCGCAUGUUCCGAGCCCGAGUUGCAGCCCAGGGAUUUACCGUAUUCGCCAUGCUGGCCGGCAGCAUGUAUUACCAGAAAGACCGCGAGAAGAGCAAGGAGCUCCGCCAGCUCCAGGAGCAGAAGGAUGCUGAAGAGAAGCGACAAAAGUGGAUUCGUGAGCUCGAGGCCCGAGAUGAGGAGGAAAAGGCCAUGCGUGCGAGACUCGAGAAAAAGAGACAGCAGGUCCAGGCCCAGCGGGCCGAGGAGGCCAGGGCAACUGCAGAAUUGCAACCCGAAGGCAACGAAGCUUCCAGUAAUGGAGGUAUUCUAAGCCGCAUUGGUUUAUGGCCACAGGGCAGCAAAGAAGAGAAGAAGGAUGAUGACAAAACUGCCGCACAAGCUGUCGAGGACGACGCCAGCGCAAAGAAGAAGAAGAAUCCCAAAAGUUCUCUGGGCGAUCUCGGCGAAAUUAUCUCAAAGAGGAACGACUGAGAGCAAAGAAUGUACAUUAGGAGCCAUUGGUCAUGAUGGAGGUCUGUAUAAAAGUUUCGCAUGCCGAUUUAUGGCAGAAGGACAUUGUGUACGAUAGACAACGGGCGGUACCUUCGAGUACAGCGUGGCUCUACUCCCAAGCUACGCAAAUGUUAAUGAUUGUUUA
This is a messenger RNA of Fusarium oxysporum Fo47, 944 nucleotides long. RefSeq names its product respiratory supercomplex assembly factor RCF1. The transcript has 3 exons. Gene Ontology annotation, biological process: mitochondrial respirasome assembly. NCBI's taxonomy places the organism in Eukaryota, Fungi, Ascomycota, Sordariomycetes, Hypocreales, Nectriaceae. Gene Ontology annotation, cellular component: mitochondrion. The record is from RefSeq and is a predicted model, not a curated record. The coding region runs from base 104 to 778 and encodes 224 amino acids.